AUGUCGUCCAAAGGAGAAUUGGUAGCUGCCUUUGCCCUUGGUCUGGCUGUACACAUUCUCUUCUUCAACCGGGGAGAACACCAUCUCCAUCCGCAGCGCUAUCUCAACGCCUUUGGCGCCGCCAUAAUUGCAACGGUGGCUCUGCUCCAUUUCCGCCACCACUUACCCCUUUUUGAGGUUCUACGUACAACGACGACUCUAUCGGUUUCGUUUCUGGCUGGUUUAUACUCCAGCCUGCUCGUCUAUCGUCAGUUUCUUCAUCCCUUGAAUAAAUUCCCCGGCCCAUUCGGCACGCGCAUCUCAGCGUUGUUUUUAUCAGUCAAGUUUGCCAAAGCCGACAGUUCGCGCCAGUAUCUGCAAUUGCACAAGAAAUAUGGCGACUUUGUACGCACUGGCUCUUCGGAUCUUUCAAUCAUUCACCCCAAGGGUGUUCAAGCCGUUUACGGCCCUGGUACGCCAUGUACCAAAGGUGAUGCUUACGAUGCAACUCACCCCUUUGUGUCCCUACACAGUUUUCGCGAUAGACAACUACACGACAAUCGUCGUCGAGUCUGGAGCGCGGCGUUUGGCGAUACUGCUCUGCGCGGUUACGAGAAGCGUAUCCGCAAGUAUCGCGAUAUGUUGGUAGCCACUUUUGCCCAGUCGGAAGGCAAACCAGUCAAUGUCGUGCAAUGGUUCAAUAACUACUCGUUCGAUAUAGUCGGUGACUUGGCAUUCGGUCAGUCCUUCGACAUGCUGAAAAAGGAUGAGUUGCAUUGGUCUGUUCGGUUAUUGGCCGAAGGCUUCGAGCCGUUGUCGUAUGCUCUCCCGACAUGGAUAUUUCGAAUGGCGCAGGUCAUUCCCGGUGCGACCAAAGAUUGGUUUAGGUUUUUGGACUUUUGCCGUGAGCGGAUCAUCACUAGAAUGAAGAAUACACCUGAUAUUCCGGAUAUCACAUCCACGCUUUUGGCGCCUUUGGAGGGGAAGAAUGUGUCCAAGGAAGAUUUGAAUCUGUUGGUUGGCGAUUCUCAGCUUAUGAUGGCCGCUGGCGGUGAUACCACCGCAACGACCCUGUCUAGCAUCAUUUUCGAGCUCUGUCAGCACCCCGACCAGCUCGACCAACUGCGCAAAGAAGUAGCGCCCUACAUGACUGACCCAUCUGGUGACGUCCUAAACGAAAAGAUUGUACAUAUCGACCGCCUCAACGGCGUGAUUUAUGAAGCCCUUCGACUUCAUCCUCCUGUGCCAGGCAUUAUUCAACGCAAGACGCCCCCAGAGGGUAUAUGGAUUGAUGACGUCCAUGUUCCAGGCAAUAUGUCUGUUUUCUGUCCUCAAUAUGCCAUUGGACGAAGUGAGGCAGUGUACGAGAAACCAGAAGAAUUCAUCCCCGAACGCUGGUACUCACGGCCCGAACUCGUCAAGGAGAAGAGCGCCUUUGCGCCGUUCCUAGUCGGAACAUAUGGCUGUAUUGGCCGUCCACUCGCCAUGAUGAACCUCCGAAGCACCGUUGCACGUCUUAUCACCACGUUUGAUAUCAAGUUUGCCGACGGAGAGGACGGUAGUACCUUUGAUGGCAAGUCGACAAAUCACUUUUUGUGGGUUCCGGGAGAUUUGUUCAUUUCGUUUACCAAGCGUGGCUAG
Messenger RNA from Talaromyces amestolkiae, 1620 nucleotides. RefSeq lists its product as uncharacterized. NCBI's taxonomy places the organism in Eukaryota, Fungi, Ascomycota, Eurotiomycetes, Eurotiales, Trichocomaceae. Gene Ontology annotation, molecular function: monooxygenase activity; heme binding; iron ion binding. The coding region runs from base 1 to 1620 and encodes 539 amino acids. The record is from RefSeq and is a predicted model, not a curated record. The transcript is spliced from 5 exons.